This is a messenger RNA of Trypanosoma grayi, 1599 nucleotides long. RefSeq lists its product as hypothetical. The coding region runs from base 1 to 1599 and encodes 532 amino acids. The transcript has a single exon. The record is from RefSeq and is a predicted model, not a curated record. Lineage: Eukaryota; Euglenozoa; Kinetoplastea; Trypanosomatida; Trypanosomatidae.
AUGCUGCUGCGCACGCUUUGCCGGUGGAGCAAGCGGACACCCGGCUAUGUCUUCUGGCGGCAAGGCACACUCGUUGAACUCGAGCACGCGAAGCGCAACUACUUGCUGUCGGAGCGUCCCGUGCCGAUUGCCGACAUUGCGCGCCGCAUGGUGCGUGUCAAGGCGCGCUACACCGAUACGAGGGACUUUCACGAGCAAAACCUGCUGCGCGGGGAAUACAAGUACUUCUCGGGGAAGCUGUGCGACAUCCGCCACGCCCGCCCGGAGGACAUGAUCGCGUACGUCGAGUGUGGCUCCUUCUUUGGGUUCUGGGACACGGCACAAAUGGAUCGCGUGAUGCAGGAGUUGCUGCUGAAGCUCGACGAGUUAGCGCCGGUGGAGCUCGUGCAUCUCUUCACCGCGCUGCCAUCGCUGCGCAAGCAAAGCAGCACGCUGUUCCAGCACGUUGCGCGCGCCCUCGUCGCGGCGGUGCCGGAGCUUUCCGUGGAGGAAUGCAUCCGCGUCAGCGCUGUCUGUGAUGACGCGACGCCGCAGGAACUCCUUCACAACGUGAUGCGUGCAAUCGAGCCGGAGGCGGCACGCGGCGGUCUCACCGCAGCUCAGGCCGUGGAGCUGAUGGACACGUUGGGUGCAUGCGCUCCGGGGGUUCAGCGGCAGUUCGUGUCGCUCCUCGACGCCAUGAAGCGCACGGCGGUGGCGGGAAUGGCGGAGCUGAGUGUUCUGGACAUCGCCGCCCUGUGCGCAGCACUGAGGAUUCGGGACGCGUUGGACCCCGUCACGGAGGGCGGCGCGGUUCGUCUGUUUCUUGCGCGCCUUGAUGAGACGUGUGCUCGGUCGACAGCGAUGAUGUUCACAGCUGUCCACAGUAUAAUCGCCUUCGCCCAGGCAAUGGAGGAGCGUGUGGUGUUCCUCGCGACGGAUUUCACGCCGAGUGAGUUGCUCAGUGUAUUUGCGGCUUACAUGGACGACUACACUUCCAUGUGUCUCGUCUCCACGGAGGACAGGGUGGCUGCCGCUUCAGGAGAAGAAGUAGGAGUAGUAGGAGCAACAGCAGCAGCACCAGAGGCGACAAUGAAUCUGGUCUUGCGACAACGCGUGGAGGAGCUGCAAUUCGCACAGCAGCGGCAGUCUGCAUUAGUACACGUGCUGCGGGAGCUCAUGGGCCAGAUGGUGGCGCUGCUGGAGUCCGCCUCCGCGUAUGUGUCACCUGCUGUGCAGCUGCAGCAUCUGGCAGUAUUCCACAAAGCCGUUGAAGACCUCGGCGGCAACGUUAUACUCUUGACAGAGGCGUUCCCGCGCACAGCACGGUGCGUGGACCUUCUCUCCGCUAAGAUCAUCGCCUCCCUGCCGCAGUAUACGUAUGGUGAACUUGCCGCCCUGCUGCAGCUCUGCGGCCCGUUGGGGAAGUUGGUGGCGGAUGCUGCGGUGGGUGCAGCUGUGCAAGAGCUUAUUCGGCGCGAUGUCGGGGUUUCGAGGGGCGAGGCGAUGGAGCUGUGUGCGGUGCUGCAAGCGUUGUCGGGGCUGCGUGGGGAACACCAGGCUCGUAUUGAAAGGAGCCUGGUGCCGAAGCUGCGUGAGCGCAGUGCUCAGGCCGCGUGA